This is a messenger RNA of Striga hermonthica, 1008 nucleotides long. NCBI's taxonomy places the organism in Eukaryota, Viridiplantae, Streptophyta, Magnoliopsida, Lamiales, Orobanchaceae. The record is from the annotation of a GenBank genome assembly.
AUGGAGCAAGAGAUUUCUAAUAAACUUCUUAAAUUUAAAAUUUCUGAUAGGGACGGGUUAGGAGUUGAUCUUUCUAAUGAAGAUAUUGCCCCUAGCCUUAAGGAUUGCCAGCUUAGUCUAAUUGCACAGGUUUUUGGGGACAAAAAGGCUAAUUUCAAUGGUGUGAAGAUUGGUAAAAGGAUAGGGAACCGUCUGGAUGUUCAAAUUCAUGAACCUGGGAGUCAACAAGGUCAAGUGAUGAAGGUUUUGGUUGAACUUAAUGUUAAUGAGCCUAUCCUUACAGGAUCUUUCAUCAGAGUGGGGCCUGAAUCCACUUGGGUGGACUUCAGGUAUGAAAAUCUACAAACUUUUUUCUUUUAUUGUGGGUGUAUUGGACAUGAUAAGAAAAAUUGUGCUCUAAGAUCUGAAGGUGUGAAUAGUAAUGUGUCUAAUAAGAGACAAUAUGGGGAUUGGCUGAGAGCAACUCCUCUUUUCUCCUCUGAGAACAAAUCCCAGGCUAGUUCUAAUCAAGGGAAUCAGUCUUCUGGUAAGGAACCAUCUGCGAAUCCUAAUCAGAAUAGGUCUCAAAUAGGAGCAGAGUGGAGUGGUAAACAGAAUGACUCCUUGUCCCAAGGGAAAAUGUUAAUUAGGGGAGAGGGUUGUAAUCAACCUGAAUCUGGUGGCAAUACCAAAAUCCCUGUGCAAGAGUCUAUCACCAGUUCUUCUUUAGAGGCUCAACCUAUGGCUAGUCCUCUUAAGGUUGUGGAACCUUUGUCUGAUGAUCAAUUAGUGGAUGUUGCUAUUCAGCCAUCUACUAUUGGAGCGAGGAUAGUCCAUAGGAAAAAAGCUACCUUUACUAGGAAAUCCAGACCUAGUUUUGUUCCUAGUUCUGAGAGUACGCAUAUUGAUGUCUCAGAGGGUGUUCUGAAUUUAGUGGGUGAUAAGGGUAAACGUAAAAGGGGCAGUGAAGCUCUUGUUUCCAAUAACUUACCUUUGGAGGAAGUAGGUUCCAAAGAGAAAAAAAAGUAA